AUGACGCCCGACGUUGACAAUAUCGUAAAACCUCUCUUGCUCCCCAAUGCUGUCUACAAUAACGUGGCACAAGCGCCAGGUUGGUCCCAGUACUGGGGAGUCUCCGAGUUAAGUGAGAUUCAUGAAAGAACGCAUGAACUGAUCGAGACUUACAAGAGAAAGCUCGUCAGUGUCGUUUUGGCCUUCAAAAAUGGCAAGAAGGCAUGUACGCAGUCAAUCUCCGGGGAAUUUAGUCGUGACUUCCGUGACAAAGUGAGGAAUCUGGGCCGCUUGGCUGAUGUCGAAUACGAUGCUGCUGGCCUUGUGCGGACCUUGUUGGCUCACGAACUCGUCCAGUCGAUCCUGUCGUCAUCUGACUGUCAUUACUUUGGCGCCAUUUUCGACCAGCCGAUCUGCCACGGCUUUGCCGAUGCCUGA
Molecule: messenger RNA, 417 nt
Organism: Aspergillus tanneri
Lineage: Eukaryota; Fungi; Ascomycota; Eurotiomycetes; Eurotiales; Aspergillaceae
Exons: 3
Coding region: 1-417 (138 amino acids)
Source: RefSeq, a predicted model, not a curated record